Nannospalax galili (Upper Galilee mountains blind mole rat) is the source of this 2648-nucleotide messenger RNA. It is a transcript of the gene P2rx6, whose product is annotated as purinergic receptor P2X 6. Lineage: Eukaryota; Metazoa; Chordata; Mammalia; Rodentia; Spalacidae. The transcript has 11 exons. The record is from RefSeq and is a predicted model, not a curated record. Gene Ontology annotation, biological process: monoatomic cation transmembrane transport; response to ATP. Gene Ontology annotation, cellular component: plasma membrane; nuclear inner membrane. Bases 71 to 1222 code for a protein of 383 amino acids. Gene Ontology annotation, molecular function: ATP binding; extracellularly ATP-gated monoatomic cation channel activity; purinergic nucleotide receptor activity.
GCCUCCCUUCAGCUGUGGCUGCAGUUGCUUGCUGACUCAUGGGCACUAGCAGCCAGCAGGAGCUGGGAACAUGGCCUCUGCAGCUGCUGCAUGGCUGCUGGGCUGGGGGCUUCUGGAUUACAAGACAGAGAAGUAUGUGAUGACCAGGAACUGGCGGGUGGGCGUCUUUCAGAGGCUGCUGCAACUGGGAGUGGUGGCCUACGUGGUCGGGUGGGCCCUUAUUGCCAAAAAAGGCUACCAGGAACAGGACCUAGAACCCCAGAUUUCUGUCAUCACAAAACUCAAAGGAGUCUCCAUGACCCAGACUAAGGAUAUGGAGAACCGCCUGUGGGAUGUGGCUGACUUUGUUAAGCCAGCACAGGGCGAGAAUGUGUUCUUCCUGGUGACCAAUUUCCUCAUGACUCCAGUUCAAGUUCAGGGAAGAUGCCCAGAGCACCCCUCUGUUCCACUGGCUAACUGCUGGGAUGAUAAGGAUUGCCCUGAAGGAGAGACAGGGACGCACAGCCACGGUAUAAAAACAGGUCAGUGUGUGGUAUUCAACAGAACCCACAGGACCUGUGAGAUCUGGAGCUGGUGCCCAGUGGAGAGUGGUACUGUGCCCAGGAAACCCCUGCUGAUCCAGGCCAAGAACUUCACGCUUUUCAUCAAAAAUACUGUCACUUUCAGCAAGUUCAACUUCUCUAAGGUGGUGCUGUGGGCAUCAGCAUCCACUGGGAUUGCGACCUGGACUCCGGGGGCUCUGACUGCUGGCCCCAAUACUCCUUCCAGUUGCAGGAAAAAGGGUACAACUUCAGAACAGCCAAUCACUGGUGGGAGGACUCAGGUGUGGAAGCCCGGAGCCUGCUCAAGCUCUACGGGAUCCGCUUCAACAUCCUCGUCACUGGGCAGGCAGGGAAGUUUGCACUUAUCCCUACGGCCAUCACAAUGGGCACAGGAACAGCUUGGCUGGGCAUGGUUACCUUCCUCUGUGACCUGCUGUUGCUGUAUGUGGAUAAAGAAGGCCAUUUCUACUGGAGGACCAAAUAUGAGGAAGCAAAAGCUCCAAAGUCAACUGUCAACACCUCAUGAACUGAGCCAGCUUUCACACCUGCAAGCUUGCUGCCCAGAUGUCCUAGUGGGGGCCAGCACCUCUCCCUAUAUCUGCUGCUGCUGUGAUUCAGACAUCCACUCAAGGUGUCCCUGUCUGGGCUGUUGGCAUCCACUGGCCUGCCCAUUCCUGUAGCGUGCAGCCACUCCAUGCUGGUUGAAGUUUGGGGGUUGGGAAGGAUGAGAGUCCUGGAACUUCAAGGAAAAAAGCUGCAGCAGGACUGGAGAGGGGGCUGUAGAGAACUCCACCUGCUCCAUAGGCAGACUCCUAGGUUCAUCUUGAGUCAGGGAGAAGGCUGAACUAGUGAUCACUAGGUCCUUUAGGAUCCUCUAUAUACAUUCUAGAGAUGCUGCCCUCCAACUCUAGCCCCCUGGAACCUGAUCACCAGGUUUCCCAGGAUGUGGAAGGUUGAACAUCUGGAAUUUUCUGUCUCCCAAGUCACUCCUGAGGAGCCUAUCUGGACAACCACCCACCCAACUUCACCCAAUUCCAAAGCACCUGCCUGCAAAAGGCUCUAAGCCUGGCCACAGCCCGAGUGCCAUAGCUGCAAGAAAGGACAUAAAGGACGCUGAGGCUCCUCAGGACUGGCCAGUUCUGGCUCUAGAAACUUCCCCAGAGGCUGAUUCCUGACUGACAGACUUUCCUCAUGUCCCAGGGCCCAUAGUCAGGAUGGCCAGGUCAGAGAUGCAGAAACCCAGACCUCUUUUAGUCCAAGGUAGGGGUAGAGUUUAGGUAGUGGGCACUCUUGGAAGGAGAGAAGCUGCUUUGUCAUGAAUACUUGGUGACCAGGGCUGAGGCCAAAGCUGCACCAGCAUUUGGGAUUGCCUGGGAUUGCUUUUUUGAGAGCCUUGGAAAAGCUUUUGGAAUUCCUGGUGCCGCACACCUAUCAGGGCAGUGGGCUCCAAAGGGCUGGAGUGAGGCAGCCUGGUAACUGGAGGUCGGUCACAUGAACCUAGUUUUCCUUGGGGUUCCAAAGAGAACUUAUGUCACUGCUGGAGUAAAGCUUGCCAAAGCAAGCAGCUUCCUGUGUAGUCCUUACAGGGAGGAAUGGGAAAGGGGAGGUGACUACCUUAGACAGAGCCCAGGCACAGGGACCUCAGUGGGGGAUAGAGUGGACCUGGGACUUUUCUGGGCAAUCUCUCCUCUCUGGUUUGAAGUCCCACAGCCACCUACUAGGCUAAAUGGUGGUAGGGACAGACUUAGACAUGUGAAUCUAUACACAUCUAGUGUACCAGUCAUUUUCUUAUCUAAGCCCAUGGACACUGUUGCUCUGGAGAUUGACAGGCAGCAGAGACCCAAAAGGCUUCAUCUAAAAGCCCUUCCAGACUGUGCAGAGACACUAGGAGAGUGAUCUGUGGAAGACUGAACUUGGAAACAGACAUCAACUCAGUGUGUACAUAGUGUGCACUCCCAGGAUAGUUGUGUGAGCCAUGCAGGAAUGCACCUGGGGAGGGGGGGAAUGCACCUGUGUACGGAUAUAGUUCAAUGUCCCCAGGUAGUCCUUGGGAACAUGCUUUGAUCUCUGGGAGCCUAGGAAAAUCAAGAGACUCUGGAGCCUCAA